Molecule: messenger RNA, 3435 nt
Organism: Felis catus (domestic cat)
Lineage: Eukaryota; Metazoa; Chordata; Mammalia; Carnivora; Felidae
Gene: PRELID3A
Product: PRELI domain containing 3A
Exons: 8
Coding region: 98-739 (213 amino acids)
Biological process (GO): phospholipid transport
Cellular component (GO): mitochondrial intermembrane space
Molecular function (GO): phosphatidic acid transfer activity
Source: RefSeq, a predicted model, not a curated record
CGCCCCCACGCGCCGCGAGGGAGGAGUCGGGCGCACUGAGUCGGGCGCGCGGAGUCCGAGUCGGGAACCCGCGCCUUGCGGCCGGCGGCCGGCGGCGAUGAAGAUCUGGAGCUCGGAGCACGUGUUCGGCCACCCAUGGGACACUGUCAUCAAAGCUGCCAUGAGGAAGUACCCGAAUCCGAUGAACCCCUGUGUCGUGGGAGUUGACGUGCUGGAGCGCAGUGUGGAUGGCCGGGGCCGGCUUCACAGCCACCGCCUCCUCAGCACCGAGUGGGGGCUGCCCGGCUUCGUGAAAGCGAUUUUGGGAACCAGUAGGACUUUGACAUACAUCAAAGAACAUUCCGUUGUGGAUCCAGUAGAAAAGAAAAUGGAACUUUGUUCCACCAAUAUCACACUCACAAACUUGGUGUCCGUGAACGAGAGGCUGGUAUACACACCCCAUCCGGAGGACCCUGAAAUGACUGUGCUCACACAAGAAGCCAUCAUCACCGUGAAGGGGAUCAGCCUCGGCAGCUACCUGGAAAGUCUGAUGGCCAACACAAUAUCAUCCAAUGCAAAGAAGGUCCCUAGCUGGAGGGCUGCCUUAGUGAGGCGGACACUGCUCACGGAGUCCAGGUUGCCCCUCCUCUCCAGCACAGCUGAUGGAAAGAGCUUGGAUGUGUGGAAGCCGUUAUACGAGUUCAAGGGGUGGGCUGCUAUUGAGUGGAUAAUUGAAAAUUCUGAGCACGCUGUGAGCUAACGGGGUCUGCACCUGCACCUUGUGAUGAACAGUGAUGCCUCACCCAAAAAAUCAAAGAAGAAAGAACAAAAGAAAAAAAAGGAAGGAAGAAGGCAAGGAAGAAAAAAGGAAGAACUAAGCGAGCCUUGAAUAUGGUUCGCCCAGUCUGGGAGAGGUGUGGAAACUUCUGGAAUCUGCCACUUGCCUGGUCACAGCCUCCACCGGGCUCUUCGGCUGUGACAUCUCAAGACAGGAGGGCUGUCUGUUGCAGAAUGAGACCCACAGAAGAGAAGACCCCUAUAGCAGGAGAAGGGCAAGGGCUGCAAAGCUGUCACCCUGCCGCUGCCCACGGCCCCACCGCCCCUGGGCCAGUGUUGUCAGACUGCUCUUGUGCCUUGUCUGUUCUCCCCUAGGUAGCAGCUCCCGGCAGUUUUCUGCUGACUCUUGGGAUCUUACUAAACCACUCUUUUCCUGGUGACUCCCCGUAUCCCACCCGUGCCCCUUGAUCACCUGUCUGCACCGCAAGCCUCUUCACACAUAUCUGGGCGCUGUCACUUCAGAUGCCGCUGUGGUGCGUCCUUCUCACCAUUAGUGCAGAUCUGCCCACGCUGGAGUAGGGGCGUCCAUCCCCACAGCUGCGUGUGUGGGGACAGUACCGUGAGUUCUCCUGUCUCACGGUUGGAAUUGGUCAGGGGAGCCAAGCACUGUGCCCCAUGCUGCAGCUGGCUUGUCCUGCGCUCUGGGACCAGAGGCCCCAGGGGCUGAAGGCCUGUGUUACUUGUCAUUGUUCAGACCUGUCUGUGGGGAUGCUCACACAGAGUGGCUGUGACGAAGUAGUAAAAGUGCUUAUGAGCCUAAGCUGUCCUGUUAGCUUUAGGGUACUUCCAGUUGGGAAUUGUAACUUUCCUGUUUUCAAAAGUCGAAUGUAAAAUCUUUCAGUAUGCUUCAAAUUCUAAAAACUUGAGAGAAGGCCUCCUCCGUAAACAAUGAGUAGCACUGUGUUCUUCUGUUUUUUAGGUCGUGUUUUUUGUUUGAUAACAGUACUUCUAAUCCAAAAGGAAAUGACAUUCAUUUAUAUUUGUAUCAGAGUGUUUUAUGCAUAAAGCUUAUGGCAACACAGAAUUAAAAGAUUUACGGUAAAAACAAACCCCCCUCACCCCUUUGGCAAAGCGUUUUUCUGUCCUGCUGAGGGAAUGCUCAACUCUUUUGGCAGCUUUUGGCUUUUGCUGCUAGAUUUAUAAAUAAACAUACCCUGUUAUUUCUUGAUUUGCCAAAUUUAGACGCUAUCUAGGAAUUAUUUACCUCUUUGGUAGAUUAUUAUUUUCUCUCUCUUAUAUCUUCCUUCUCUCUCCCUUUCCCCCCAAAUAGCUAUAUCGUUUAUGGUUGAAAGCACAGAGUUUCCAUAAUUUCGAAAAUACAAAUGCCUAACUGUUGUUUAUUACUAAGCCAUAAUUGCAUUUUCCUUCUUAUGCAAUUUCCCCCCACCUAGGGGAUAAUAAUUCUUCUCAUCUGUUUAAUUUUAUUUUUUAAAAGUCUCUGGCUGAGUCCUUCCAUACUCUUACCCACUGUUAGCAGUACGUCAUAACGUCAUUUUCCACGGGUCAGUCUUUUUGGGCAGCACACCCAUUCCCAGUUUCCAUGGUGCCAUCCAUUCUGGAAGCCAGGCCUCGCUCUCUGACCAAACAGCCACGUGGCUGUCAUCCCCUUUUCUGGGCAUUCCUGGGCAUUUCCUUGGCCUUCUCUCCUGGAGCCCUUGUUUCCCUGCUUCCCUGCCUUCCUCUUUCUCUUUACUGUUACAAGAUGGGGAAGGACAUCUCUUUGUGGUUUCUAAGACUUGGUACAUCUGAAAAUGUCUUUUCUGUUCUCAUACUUUGUUCACAGCAUAGCUUGACAUACAGUUCUUUAAAAAAAUAUUUUCACUCAGAAUUUUGAAGGCAUUUUUCUAUUUUUUUCCACUCAGAUUAUCAACUUCUGUAUACGAAUUAUUUCUCUCUCUGGAAGCUUUUAGGGUCUUUUUAUCCUUGAUGUUCUGAAAUUUCAUGAGGUUAAGCCUUAUUUGAAGUGAUCUUUUAAUAUUGUUAUUAUGUUUAUUUUAUUUUUGAGAGAGAGAGAGCACGAGUGGGAGAGGGGCAGAGAGAGAGGGAGACACAGGAUCUGAAGGAGGCUCCGAAUCUGAACUGUCAACACAGAGCCCGAUGCAGGGCUCGAACUCAUGAACCGUGAGAUCAUGACCUGAGCCAAAGUCGGACGCUUAACUGACUAAGCCACCAAGGUGCCCCAUUUGAAGUGAUCUUUUAAAAUUUAUUGUGCUGCACUGUGCAUGUUAAAUUCCUGGUUUUGAUAUUGUAAUUAUGCAUGAUGUUAUUAGGGGGAAGAGGGUCAAAGGUACAUGGGACAUUCCUGUAUUAUCCUUGCAGCUUCCUGUGAAUCUAUAAUAAUUUCAAAAUUAAAACUAAAAAAAUAUAUAAAUAGUAACAUCAUGGAAAAUGGUAGAGGUGGGUGCUCCAAGAAUCUGUCCCUCCACUGAAACAACCAAUAAGCUGGCAAAAAAUAACAGAAUCAACUUUUGUAGAACUGUGGAUUCUAAUAGAAUACUUCAACCAGGGGAGCAUUUAAUGAAUCCUGAUUAAUCUACCCUGCAGAUUUUGGACUUGCCAGCCUCCAUAAUUAUGACUGCUAAUUGCUUAAAAUAAAUCUCUGUCUGUAUUUACACAUUC